AUGCCCACGAGGACGGCAAGUGGAACGACGUGCCCUGCAACUACAACCUGCCCUACAUCUGCAAGAAAGGCACAGUGUUGUGUGGGACCCCCCCCCGCAGUGGAGAACGCCCAUUUGAUAGGUCGGCGGAGAUCCCACUACGACAUCCAUGCAGUGGUACGCUACCAGUGCUCCGAGGGCUUCUUCCAGCGUCACAUCCCCACCGCUCGUUGCCGGGCCGACGGGAGCUGGGAAAGACCCAGGAUCAUCUGCACAAAGUCCCGACGGUCCCACCGGUACCGACGGCACCAUCGCAAUCAGCACAACGAACGCCGCGGCCACAGGAGACACGGCGGAGAGGGACACAAGGCCAGAGAGGACGCACACAGCUACUACUGAACCAAAUAAUCUAACAUCUGCAAAGCCUAGGUGCUAACCAUGGCCCAUGAAGAAAGACAGUAGUCCAGAUCACUCCCACUACUUUUUCCUGCUUCUAACCAUGCUCCGUUUGGCUUUAUUCCUCCUGAUUAUUACGAUUUUCUUACUCAAACAUACAAUUUAUCUCCAUCACCACCUAUCUCUGAGUUUGGGUGUUUUGAUGCUUCUUUUUGUUUUCCCCCUGCUUCCUUUAAAGGUCCAUGCGAACACUAACUCUUAACACUAACUCUUGAUCCCAACCUAACAUAUCAUUCUCAGUAAAUCUGUAAAGUCUGUUUUGUUCUACUGACAUGCGUUUUUUCUAAUAUUUUCUACGUUUUUGUGCCAUGUUACUAUUUAUUAUGAAUUGUUUGCUAGUGAAUAUGCUUUCUUUUUUUACUUAUACUUCACAAAGCCGGGGUAACA
Molecule: messenger RNA, 822 nt
Organism: Etheostoma spectabile (orangethroat darter)
Lineage: Eukaryota; Metazoa; Chordata; Actinopteri; Perciformes; Percidae
Product: neurocan core protein-like
Exons: 3
Coding region: 1-378 (125 amino acids)
Biological process (GO): positive regulation of neuroblast proliferation; skeletal system development; central nervous system development
Cellular component (GO): synapse; perineuronal net
Source: RefSeq, a predicted model, not a curated record